AUGACUCUCCAAGGAAAAGUCCGCGUUGCACUUGUCCGCGUUGCACUUGUCGGCGAUGCCGCGUGUGGCAAGACGGCGUUGGCCGUCAAGUUCACUCAGAAUCUCUUCAUUGACUACUACUGUCCGACUGAGUCCGUAGAAGACUUCUCCAGCGAAAUAGAAACACGCAAGGGCGUCUGCAACCUUACCGUACUUGACACCUCUUCGAACAAUGAAGAAAUGCGGAUCCUCUCGUACGUCUACUCGAAUGCCGUCGUUCUUUGCUUCGAUCUGACGCGUAAAGAAACGCUGAAGAGCGUAGAGAGCAAGUGGUUGCCCGAGCUGAACAGAAACUGCCCCGGAGUUCCGUUCAUCAUCGCAGGGUGCAAGAGAGACGAGAUGUGCGACGGGCCUCAAGGCUGCGUAUGCGAAGAAGGAACCUGCUGCGAUCUCGGCGAGGAAGAGCUGACGGCUCUCCUUCUGCGAACAGGAGCCAGCGCCUACUUCGAUUGUUCAGCAGUGACCGAUGAAAACGUGGAGGCCGUCUUCGGCGUGGCAGCCGAGAUCGUAAAACCCAAGCGAAAAUAUAAUGCCAAACGGCUUGUGGCCUCCAUAAAGAAAAAGGUGUCUCGUCUGUGA
Geodia barretti is the source of this 618-nucleotide messenger RNA. The record is from the annotation of a GenBank genome assembly. Lineage: Eukaryota; Metazoa; Porifera; Demospongiae; Tetractinellida; Geodiidae.